Eurytemora carolleeae is the source of this 889-nucleotide messenger RNA. Its product is annotated as leucine-rich repeat protein soc-2 homolog. NCBI's taxonomy places the organism in Eukaryota, Metazoa, Arthropoda, Copepoda, Calanoida, Temoridae. Bases 311 to 868 code for a protein of 185 amino acids. The transcript is spliced from 3 exons. The record is from RefSeq and is a predicted model, not a curated record.
CUAGGUUGAAAAAGUAGUCCGCAAAUCAACUUCCUCCGGUUUAUUCCUAGAGAACGAUUUUUCAACCUAGAGGAGAAACUACAUAUUAAAGGCGUAUUCUGGAAGGACUAUCGGGGAUCAGCCCCCCCGAUCACUGAAAUAUCUUAAAUAGCUGAGUACGCCUCUGGUUCAUAUCCUUAAUAUAGCUUUAUUUUCCCAAAAUCUCAAAUUAUUAUCAUAUUUUCAGAGGGAACUGAGACGUAUAAAAUGUUUAACCUACUGGGUUUCUAUGCAUAUUAGUAAGCACAGAAUGCUGAACAUCUAGGUCUUAAUGAGGCGGAGUAGUAAACCUAAACCUAUAUCCUGUCCUCCUCCCGGAUCCAUCCUAGUUCCAGCGGAUAGUCCAUUAGCAGCUGAAAGACUGGCGGAAUAUCAAAGAGACUCCCCCGUCCCUCCCAGUCCCGAGACGGAUUCCGGCUCCGAGAGUCUCAAGUUAUCCUGUCAACCUCUGAUAUCUCUAAGUACAGGGAUGCCUGAAGCCUCCACCAACGCGGAGACCCUGUCCUCCUUGACCUCCAGUUUCAAGGAUAAGAUGAAGAUGGACAAGGUUCGGAGUGUGGGUGGGAGCAGCACUCACAGUGUAAAGCAAGCUCAGGACCUGGAUCAGAAGAAAGUAACUGUCCAGGUCGGAGACAGAUACAAGGGUACAGGGCAGAGUAGCAGGAGAAGGUUACAAGCAGCAAACCUUGAUAUUACCAGAGCGUUCCAAACCUGUCGGGAGGAGGGAACUACGAGAUUAGAUCUUAGUAAAUCUAAUAUAUCUAAUAUUCCUACAUCAGUCAAGGAUCUAACUCAUUUAACAGAGCUUUAUCUUUACUCUAACAGGUGAUAAUAGUUGUAUCCACUGUCC